Molecule: messenger RNA, 3695 nt
Organism: Drosophila biarmipes
Lineage: Eukaryota; Metazoa; Arthropoda; Insecta; Diptera; Drosophilidae
Exons: 3
Coding region: 528-2132 (534 amino acids)
Cellular component (GO): membrane
Source: RefSeq, a predicted model, not a curated record
GACGGCGAAGCAACGCAGCCCAGGAGUUUCCAUUUACAUACGUAUAUGUGCCACAUACACCCGUAUGUCCAUCUGUGGUUUUUCAUCUCGCCUGCAAUCUGUGUGAAAAGUGCAACAUUUGACAUUUCCGCCACUUCCGGUUUGAGUGGAGAGUUCCCAUACAAGGGGCUAACGGGUUUUUCUCUUCGAAAGGAGCUGGAGAAGUGCCGUUAGCAAAGGUUAUUAGCCAGGAAUAUUGCACGCCCACGCGAAGAGUGCGUAGAGCAACCACCAGCAGCUGCCACACUUGGCCAUAUUUGCACGAGUGUGUGCGAUUGUGUGAGGGUGUGCGAGCUUGCGAGUGUGGGAGUCGAAAAUCAAUAAGCCCCGUCGACGUCGUCGUUUUGGCCCAAGCCCCAUUAACCGGCCAUAUGGCAGUCGUUCUGGUGCACUGCUAGCCACAUAUUCCAUUUUCCAUUUGCAAUUUCCCAACCGAGACAAGAAAGAAAAACAAAGAAAGCCCAAGUGCAAUUUGUGCCAAGUGCAAGAUGGCGGCUCGCCUGGAAAUCACCGUUAGCCUCGCACUCGCUGCAACGGUGCUCUGCAGCAUAUUGGGUCAUUGCGAAAUGUCCGUUUACCCAGGACUGCGCCGCCGACCCAUCCAGGCGCCCGCAAUGACUCCGCAGGAGGAGCAGGAGUAUGCCUUCCUGACCCAGCAGAUGGAGCAAUUCGCCCGUCGCCGGCUGCAGCAGCAGUUCGAGCAGCAGCUGCAGGAGAUCAACAUGAAGAUGGACCGCCAGCGGGAGCUCCUGGAGCGGGACCGGUACCGGCAGCGGCAGCAGCAGCUGCAGGUGCAGCGCGAGGCGGAGGAGGACUAUGAGAGCAACGGGAACAACCUCAACCAGCAGUACGACCAGUAUGACAACGCGGAGGCGGAGGCCAGCUACGGUAGUCCCAUGGAUGCGGUGUCGGACAUCCAGAGUCCUCCGCUGUACCUGCCCCGUUGGCCCGUGCUGCCCAGUCUGCCCAAUCGGCCCAAUUUGGGCAGCUCCCCCAACCAGAACAGCGUGCUCCGCGAGCGAAUUCCCUUCGCCGUGGGUCCCAAUGAUGCCCGCUUCUUCGACAACCCGAACGAUCCCUCGGGCGAGCUGGAUUCCCGGGCUAUGGAUGACUACGAGGAGUACGCUCCCAUCGAACCCACACCCGAAGUGGCCACUACCGCCAGCAAGGCCAAGAUUGAUACGCCUGUGCCGGCUCCCGUGCCCGUCGAGCCGCCCAAGCUGCUGGAUGCCGCCAACGCCAACUUCCACCGCAUCAAUCCGCAGUCAGUGGCCGCCGCAGCAGUGGCGGGAGUGAAUCUGCCCCAGGCCAAGGAGCAAACGCCCCACGAGCUCAACGCACUGAUCAACAAGCUGCAGAAGCAGAGCAAGGCGCCUGCCCAUCUGACCCUGGUCCACGGCGGCGAUCCCAGCCAGGAACAGAUUGUGCUGCGACAGCACUUGGGCAUGAACAGCGAAAUGGGGGUGUACAUAGUGGCCCUGAUAGCGGGAGUCAGUGCAGCAGUGACCGUUGGACUGCUGGCCCUCGGAGUGACUUGGUUCCACAAUCGACACAAGGCGGCAGCGGAUGUGGAGUACCCAGCCUACGGGGUAACCGGGCCCAACAAGGAUGUCUCGCCCUCGGGCGACCGGAAGCUGGCUCAGAGCGCCCAGAUGUACCACUACCAGCACCAGAAGCAGCAGAUCAUCGCCAUGGAGAACCAGGCCACGGAUGGCAGCUGCGGCAUGUCGGACGUGGAGAGCGACGAUGACAACGAGGAGGGCGACUACACCGUGUACGAGUGUCCCGGCCUGGCGCCCACCGGCGAGAUGGAGGUGAAGAAUCCGCUCUUCCUGGACGAGACGCCGGCCACGCCGGCCAACAACCUUUCGUCCCAGACCACUGGGGCGCCCAAUGCCGCCGCCGCCGCGACCAACAACAACAUCACGCAGGCCACUCCCCAGCAGCCGGCCACCCAGAAGAAGGGCACGGUCAAGCCGAACAUGAAUCUCCUGAACGCCGCCGCCACAGCUGCAGCAGCUGCAGCCGCAUCGGCAUCCGCAGCCGCAUCCGGAGCGGAGGAGCCCAAGCAGAAGCGCAAGAGCAAGAAGUAAGGCGAUUGCACCUUGUUUUACCCUCUUGGGGCAAUUGGUAAAGUUUGACUGAUCCAUUGUCAGCCAACCGACACAUCCUCUCACACAGAUUCAGAAACAGAACAGACUAGGCAUACGUACGAAUUCCUAACAGAUACUCCGGGAAUCUAAUUCCGGGAGACGGGCAAAUCACACACACACGACACCCAGUCCACUGUCUCUAUUCUUCCCUAUAUGCAUAAGUCCUGUAAUGUAAUGUAAUCGCAUCGCUAUGCCGUAAGAAUAGCUCCCAGCACGCCUGAGCCACCCCCCACGUAUCCCACGACUCCCAAUCCCAAUCCACAUCCCUAUCCAGACACAGGCCCACCCACUCCCACUUGCACCCGCUGUCAGUUGCACAAUGCUGCUGGUUCCAUUACGAUGCCAGUGUGUGUAAUUCUAUUUCGCAAGGCAGCGACGGGUUAUUGUAUAUCAAACCUUUUUGGUCUCCGCGAUGGGUUGGAAUACCUAGUUGUUUAGGGCCCUGGGAGGGAGGGCCAACCAAGCGAGGCAAACUAACAUAUUAUAUUAUAAAUUAUUAUAAAUAUAUGUAUACACACACACACGUACAUAUUUAUAUACAUAGAUAUAUAUUCAUGUAAUUAUUGUAUUGUAUAUACACACGGAGGCGGACACCUUUUUACUUACCUGCCUGUGUGGUGUACUAUCUUUUCUUAUUUUUACUACGCUUUGUGAUCGAUCCUAAAUUAUCUGUGUCAAUUUAGAAAUACAAUUCUGGUAACCAACCUGUAUGCAUGCAAAACAUAUUUAGAGGAGGAGCAGGAGUAGGAGGCGCGACUUGAGACGGGAGACGAGGAGAAGAGGAUUAUUUACAAGUAAAACUUAACAAUAAUUUCCCUGCACAUUCAUGUAAAGUAAAUGAAAAACGACUGAUAACACACAAAGAUAACACGCGUCUAUUGUACAAACAAAAAACUAAACGAAACGAAACGAAAGAAACAAUUUAUUUACUGAUUAGCGAGAGAUUAGCAAAGGAAACUAUCAGCGGAAUCGAUUCCCAGACCCCAGAGACAACUAUAGGAAACUGUAGCGAACAUUUUACUAUAUUAUAUCCUCAAUUGCUGUAAAUAAACAUGAAACAUUGGGCAGAGGACGGGAGUUAGGAACCAUUGCGGCCGAAACAUACACUGAAUACAACUGAAUUGAAGAACUUGCGAGUUCAAAAACUAGCUAAACAAAACAGAACACGAAUAUUAUAUUUCUAUUGACUAGUCGAAAAUGCAAAGCAUCGUGGAGCAUUGGAAAUUGAAUUUGAAUUUGAGUCCCAAAUCGAAACUGACUUAGCCACAAUAAAAUGCGCGUAGCAUGUGAACGUACGUUGAGCGUAAUGUUGAGUUUGAAAUAUAUAUUUUAUGGUGUUUGGCCACAGACACGUGAAAAUAGUCCGAACUCUGGCUGAAACGAGCACUGGAAAUGCAAAUUUGCGGGCGGAGAAAGAAGAGCAUACUUUAAUUUAUUCAUGUAUGAUAACCGUAACAACACAAAUUAUACAAUAUGCAUACGGAAUAAACUAAACUAACCGAA